This is a messenger RNA of Penicillium arizonense, 1044 nucleotides long. RefSeq names its product alternative oxidase. Gene Ontology annotation, biological process: alternative respiration. The record is from RefSeq and is a predicted model, not a curated record. Gene Ontology annotation, molecular function: alternative oxidase activity. The transcript is spliced from 3 exons. Lineage: Eukaryota; Fungi; Ascomycota; Eurotiomycetes; Eurotiales; Aspergillaceae. Gene Ontology annotation, cellular component: mitochondrion. The coding region runs from base 1 to 1044 and encodes 347 amino acids.
AUGACUUCGGCCCCCUUGCGGGCUGCAGUACGACCGCAGUACCUGCAUUUGGCUGCUCAGACCUGCUCGGGCAUUGCAGUCACAACUUUAAGCUCGUCCUUGCGAACCAGAUCUCUCAAUCACACCAAACGUCUGAUCUCGUCUACGCCCCAAAAUCAGAUCAAGGAAUUCUUCCCUCCGCCCAAAUCCUCCAACGUGAAGGAAGUGCAAUCAGCAUGGGUACACCCAGUCUAUACCGAAGCCCAGAUGAAAGAUAUCCAUAUCGCACACCGUGAAGCCUCAAAUUGGUCCGAUUGGGUUGCCCUUGGCACCGUCCGUGUCUUCCGAUGGGGCAUGGACUUUGCCACAGGUUAUAGACACCCCAAGGCGGGCGAGGAACUCCCUGCUAGCUUCAAGAUGACAGAAGCGAAGUGGCUCACGCGGUUCAUCUUCUUGGAAAGUGUGGCAGGAGUUCCGGGAAUGGUGGGUGGAAUGCUGCGACAUUUGCGCAGUCUGCGCAAGAUGAAGAGAGAUAAUGGAUGGAUCGAGACCUUACUCGAAGAAGCCUUCAACGAACGCAUGCACCUUCUCACAUUCCUUAAGCUGGCCGAACCCGGCUGGUUCAUGCGCCUGAUGGUCCUCGGAGCCCAGGGAGUCUUCUUCAACGGCUUCUUCCUCGCCUACCUGGUCUCCCCCCGUAUCUGUCACCGAUUCGUGGGAUACCUCGAGGAGGAAGCCGUUAUCACAUACACCCGUGCAAUUGAGGAACUCGAAUCCAACAAGCUUCCAGAGUGGAAAGAUCUCAAUGCACCUGAGAUUGCUGUUCAGUACUGGCAGAUGCCAGAGGGUCAACGGAAGAUGCGGGACUUGUUGAUGUAUGUCCGUGCGGAUGAGGCCAAGCACCGCGAGGUCAACCACACACUGGGCAACCUCAAUCAGGCUCUCGAUCCCAACCCGUACCAGACCGAGUACUACGAUCCGGCGCGUGACCACCCUACGAAAGGCAUCGAGAACAUCAAACCCACUGGGUGGGACCGGAAGGAUAUCUUUGAUGCGAAGAACUGA